AUGGUGAAAUUCUCAAAGCAAUUUGAAGGACAAGUCAUUCCUGAAUGGAAAGAUGCUUUUGUAGAUUAUAGCCAACUUAAGAAGGAUAUUAAAAGAAUUCAAGUUCUUAACAAUAUCAACAAUGAACCAAACAAUCACCGAAUGAUAUCUUCGCCCUUUUCGUUACUACGAAAAAUCUCUUUAUUCGGACAUCAACAAAGAGACCAUGAACCAAUUCAAGUUCAUAGGAAACUUGUUUCAUCAACAAGUAAAGGUGACAUGUAUGAGACACAAUUGUUGGAGCAAUUUGCUGACACUGAUGCUACUAAAGAAUUUUUUGCAUGUUUGGAUCAAAAUCUCAACAAGGUGAAUAAGUUCUAUAGGACAAAGGAGAAAGAGUUUGUAGAUAGAGGAGAGUCAUUGAAGAAACAAAUGAAUAUUCUCAUUGAGCUCAAAUCUGCAUUCAUGGAGAAGAAAAGUAAAGGAAGCUCUUCUCAAUAUUCCAAGGAGGAAGAAUCUGUGUCAUGCACAUUUUCUAGUAGUGAGGAUGACUCUGUUAGGAGCAGCAGAGAACAAACAUGUGAUUUGGAGAAAAUCGAAGAGGACUUAACUCAAUCAAAUGAAGAAGAAAAAUCGAUGAAUUUGAAAUGGGUUGAUGGUAAAUUAAGGACAUUAUCUGGCCAUAUGGUUAGUUCCAAAGGAAAGAAUGUGAAGAUAAAUAUUCCUUUGACAACUCCUUCACAAACUUUAUCAGAAAUUAGUUACCUUGUGAUGGAAGAUUUGUUCAACCAAUCUUCAAAGAAAUCUAAUCCAGAAAAUGGUGUUCUUCAUCUUAACAAAACAAGGUUACAUCAUGCUGAAAAAAUGAUCAAAGGUGGUUUCAUUGAGCUUUAUAAAGGCUUAGGAUAUUUGAAUGAUUAUAGGAACUUGAACCUGCUUGCAUUUCUAAAGAUUCUGAAGAAAUUUGAUAAGGUCACUGAAAAACAAAUUCUUCCGAUCUAUCUUAAAGUAGUUGAGAGUUCAUAUUUCAACAACUCGGACAAGGUGGUAAAGUUGAUGGAUGAAGUGGAGGAGUUAUUUGUCAAGAACUUUGCUAAAGAUGAUCAUAGAAAGGCAAUGAAAUACCUUAGACCAAUUCAUCAUAAGAAAGAAUCACAUGCUUUAACUUUCUUCAUUGGACUAUUUACGGGCUGCUUUUCGGCACUUUUUGUUGGAUAUGUUUUAAUGGCUCAUGUUACUGGACUCUACAAAAGACACCAAAAUUCACUCUACAUGGAAACUGUAUACCCUGUGCUCAGCGUGUUCAGUCUCAUGUUUCUACAUUUCUUCCUCUACGGAUGCAACAUUUUCGCGUGGAGAAAGACUCGUAUAAACUACAAAUUUAUUUUCGAGAUGGCCCCGACUAAGGAACUAAAGUACAGAGAUGUAUUCUUGAUUUGUACAAUGUCUAUGACUGCUGUGGUUGGAGUCUUGUUUUUUCAUUUGACUCUACUCACUAAAGGGUAUACCUAUGCACAAGUUCAAUUCCUUCUUGGCCUGCUUUUCCUCGCCUUCUUACUAUUACUUGUUUGCCCCUUCAACAUUAUAUAUCGGUCGAGUCGUUACCACUUCCUUUGCGUGAUAAGAAACAUAAUUUGGUCACCCCUUUAUAAGGUUGUGAUGCUGGACUUUUUUAUGGCUGAUCAACUUUGCAGUCAGGUUCCAAUGCUAAGGAACUUAGAGUUUAUGGUAUGUUACUAUAUAACUGGGAGCUACAAGACUCAAGAUUAUGGAUAUUGCAUGAGAGUGAAAAACUAUAGAGAUUUUGCUUAUGCAGUGUCUUUUCUUCCAUAUUAUUGGAGAGCAAUGCAGUGUGCAAGAAGAUGGUUUGAUGAAGGAGAGACAAGUCACCUUAUCAAUCUAGGAAAAUAUGUUUCAGCUAUGUUAGCUGCAGGUGCUAAAGUUGCUUAUGAAAAAGAUAAAAGUGUUGGAUGGUUAUGUGUUGUGGUGACCAUGUCAAGUGUUGCAACUUUGUACCAAUUGUAUUGGGACUUUGUUAAGGAUUGGGGUUUACUACAAAUGAACUCCAAGAAUCCUUGGUUAAGGAAUGAAUUAAUGCUAAGAAGAAAAGCCAUUUACUACUUCUCCAUGGUACAUAAAUCAUAUCAUUUAAUACUAUGUACUACCGACACUUCAAAUUGA
Vicia faba (fava bean) is the source of this 2160-nucleotide messenger RNA. The record is from the annotation of a GenBank genome assembly. Lineage: Eukaryota; Viridiplantae; Streptophyta; Magnoliopsida; Fabales; Fabaceae.